Spodoptera littoralis (African cotton leafworm) is the source of this 564-nucleotide messenger RNA. Lineage: Eukaryota; Metazoa; Arthropoda; Insecta; Lepidoptera; Noctuidae. The record is from the annotation of a GenBank genome assembly.
AUGGUCAUCAGGAUAUACAAGAAAGACGCUAGUCCACCAGCCAGGGCUGUCUUGAUGGCUGCAGAGAUCAUCAACUUGAAGUGCGAAAUCCAAGAUGUCGACUUAUCAUCAGGACCACACCUUUCUCCAGAAUAUCUUGAGAAGAACACUCUACAUUCAGUACCAUUCUUAGAAGAUGGUGAUUUCUACCUGGCUGAUAGUCAUGCCAUCAUCACAUAUUUAGUAUCGAAAUAUGGUGCUGAACACCGAUCGAAGUGGUACCCUUGUGAUUUGAGUGUAAGAGCGACUGUGGACCAGCGAAUGUAUUUUGAUACUUCUGAUUUAUUUCCUCAUAUUAAGAAUAUUGUAAGUGUGAUUGUGACGCAAGGAGUAGGUCCAGAUGCUGAACAGAUAAAGGCAAUUAAUGCUGGUUAUGAAGUCUUGGACAAAUAUUUGCAGAAGACGAAAUUUGUGGCAGCCAAUCAUAUGACUCUAGCUGAUGUGUCGUGUGUGGCGAGUGUGUCUUCUCUAAAUGUCCUGUCGAUAGCAGGUAUGCUUAUCUCCUCAAAUGGUGGAAUACGCUGA